This is a messenger RNA of Brassica oleracea var. oleracea, 1362 nucleotides long. Its product is annotated as putative auxin efflux carrier component 8. Gene Ontology annotation, cellular component: plasma membrane; endoplasmic reticulum. NCBI's taxonomy places the organism in Eukaryota, Viridiplantae, Streptophyta, Magnoliopsida, Brassicales, Brassicaceae. The record is from RefSeq and is a predicted model, not a curated record. Gene Ontology annotation, molecular function: auxin efflux transmembrane transporter activity. The transcript is spliced from 5 exons. Gene Ontology annotation, biological process: auxin polar transport; auxin export across the plasma membrane. Bases 102 to 1148 code for a protein of 348 amino acids.
CUUAACAAGCUUCAGUUUCUUUCUCGUUGCUUAAAUACUUGCAAAUUUCUAAGUUCAGAGAACAAGCUUUGUAUUAUAUAUACCAUUUUUUUAGUAAAACCAUGAUAAGUGGGGGAGAUGUUUACAAGGUCAUCGAAGCAAUGGUUCCACUCUAUGUUGCCCUAAUCUCAGGCUAUGGUUCGGUGAAAUGGUGGAACAUCUUCACUCGUGAUCAAUGUGAUGCCAUAAACCAACUCGUUUACUAUUUCACCCUACCACUUUUCACCAUCGAGUUCACGGCUCAUGUCGACCCAUUCAACAUGAAUUACCGGUUCAUUGCAGCAGAUGUUCUCUCUAAGAUCAUCAUAAUUGCGGUCUUAGCGUUUUGGGCCAAAUAUAGCAGCAAAGGAAGUUAUUGUUGGUCCAUUACAAGUUUCUCUCUAUGCACUCUUACUAACUCUCUUGUGGUGGGUGUGCCAUUGGCAAAGGCGAUGUAUGGACAAGAGGCUGUUGAUCUCGUGGUUCAAUCCUCAGUGUUUCAGGCAAUCGUGUGGCUCACACUCUUGUUGUUUGUCUUAGAGCUUAGAAGAGCCGGCUUUAGUAGUAAUAAUAAGGUAGAUGACAUCAAUAUCGAAGGUGGUAGAAAGGAAACAGUGGUUGUGAGAGAGGAGAAGUCGUUCCUUGAGGUCAUGUCCGUCGUGUGGUUGAAGCUUGCAACGAAUCCGAAUUGCUAUUCUUGUAUCCUUGGAAUCGCAUGGGCUUUUAUAUCUAACAGAUGGCAUUUUGAGAUGCCGGGCAUAAUAGAGGGAUCGAUUCUUAUAAUGUCAAAAGCAGGAACAGGAACUGCCAUGUUCAAUAUGGGGAUAUUCAUGGCACUUCAAGACAAGUUGAUAGUAUGUGGAACAAGCUUGACUGCGAUGGGGAUGGUCUUGAAAUUUAUUGCCGGACCCGCCGCCAUGGCCAUUGGUUCAAUCGCGGUUGGCCUCCACGGAGAUGUUCUCCGCGUCGCCAUCAUUCAGGCUGCUUUGCCACAAUCAAUCACUUCGUUUAUUUUUGCUAAGGAGUACGGAUUACAUGCAGAUGUUCUAAGCACAGCGGUGAUAUUUGGGAUGUUGGUCUCUUUACCAGUCCUCGUCGCCUACUAUGCAGCUUUGGAGUUUAUUCACUAAUUAAAGUAAAAUGUCAGUUAUAUAUCAAUGAUAUAUCACCUAAUUUUAUGUUUUUUUUUAAGUUUAUAUUUGAGGUAUGGAAAAAACCAUGAAUCAAUCAGACUAAUUAAUGUUGAAAACAUAUAUCUAUAGUUUAAUGUAUAAGCUUUGUUUUCCCGGAAGUAUGUACUAGUAAUUUAAUAUUUCAGAUUCGGAUAUGAGUUUUGUAUUUCUU